UGCCCAAUCAGGCAAAAGAUUGCUCCGACUUGGUGUUUGGGGCGACAAUAGCAGCAGCAUGAAGAUGCUCCGCGAAGCCCGCGCGUCCAUUGAGCUCUACGAGGACGACGACAGCGAGUUCAACCCGCUGCUCUCGCCCGCGCCCAUCUCCAAGGACGAGCUGCGCCACGUCUUUGCCCUUGGCAUCCCGCUCGUCGUUGUGCACUUUCUCGAGUUUGUGCCAAACACGCUCAAUGGCAUGCUUCUCGGCCAUCUCUCCACCGCCGCCGACGAGACCCAAGUGUACCUCGCGGCCGGCGGCCUGAGCAACCUCUACUACACGGUGUUUGCCUAUGGCCUCGUCUUUGGCGUCUGCACCGCCAUGGACGCGCUUUGCGCCCAAGCGUACGGGAAGGGCAUGAAGGACGACAUUGGCUAUGUGCUUCAGACCGCCGUCAUGUGCGCGCUCUGUGUGUUUGUACCGCUUGCGCUUAUGCUCGGAUUUGCCGGCACCUUUCUCGAGUGGAUGGGCCAGUCGCCCGAGAUUGCGCGCGUCGCGCAAUCGCUCACGCGCUGGAUGAUCCUCGAGCUGCCGUGGAGCUUUGCGUACGAGAUCCUCAAACGCGUGCUCCAAGGCCAAAACAUUGUGCUGCCCAUCGUGUUUGCCAUUGGAUUCGCCAACGUGGUCAACGUCGCAACGUCAUAUGGGCUCAUGUACCACACGUCAAUGGGCUACAUGGGCUCGGCCAUCUCCUUUGCGUUGGUGUUUGCUACUGCUGCACUCGCGCUCGUGCCCGCGGUGCGCAAGCUACCGCACGUCCCGUUUCAAGAGCGCUGGGCGAUGUCCGAGGUGCUGCACCGGCUUCCGUACUUUAUUUCGCUCAGUCUCAACGGCUGGGGCAUGUUUGUGUUUGAGUUUGUCGCUGUUGCGCUCACCUCCUUCCUCGCCGGCGGGCUCCCACAUGCCAACGUGGCCAUGAGCGCCAACAACAUUUACAUGGGCUUCCGCACGCUCUUCUCGAUGGUCUUCUUGGGCAUCGGCAUGGCCGCAUCGAUUCGCGUCGGGAAUGCCCUUGGCGGGAAUCUUCCGUGCCGGGCCAAGAUUGCCGCGUGGCAAACCGUCGGGCUUGCGGUCACAUGGGCGCUGCUCACGAUGCUGGCCAUGUGUGUCGUGGGCCCGUACUAUACAACGAGCUACACGCGCGACCCGGCCAUCUACGAGGUUGCAAAGGACCUGUUCUGGAUCACAGCGCCGUUUCAGAUUCCGAUGGGAAUCUGGGCAACGAUCCAAGGUGUCUUUCGUGGCAGCGGCAAACCGGACAAGGGCAUUUGGGUCAAUUUGGUGGCGUUCUUGGUCGUGGGCGUCCCGCUCGGCCGCUUUCUCGCUGUCUCGUGCGGCCUCGGGAUCGUCGGGCUCUGGCUCGGCGUCUGCACCGGCUUUUCAAUGUGUGCAGUCUAUGGCCUUGUGUGGCUCUACCACGUCGAAUGGAACGACUUGGUGCUUGAAGUCGACGCCAAGUUGCUUGCCUAGUUGGUAUAAGACACGCUUCUUAUCUUU
Molecule: messenger RNA, 1537 nt
Organism: Saprolegnia diclina VS20
Lineage: Eukaryota; Oomycota; Saprolegniomycetes; Saprolegniales; Saprolegniaceae
Exons: 10
Coding region: 59-1510 (483 amino acids)
Biological process (GO): transmembrane transport
Cellular component (GO): membrane
Molecular function (GO): xenobiotic transmembrane transporter activity; antiporter activity
Source: RefSeq, a predicted model, not a curated record